Messenger RNA from Rangifer tarandus platyrhynchus (Svalbard reindeer), 213 nucleotides. Lineage: Eukaryota; Metazoa; Chordata; Mammalia; Artiodactyla; Cervidae. The record is from the annotation of a GenBank genome assembly.
AUGAGGCAGGAGCGCUCCAGCCGGUGCAGAGCUCUCUCCCUCCCCGCGGGCGGGGUCAGAGUCGAGGGGCCGCGAAACCCCUCGGCCUACGGAACCGACGCCGGCGCGCCACGCCCCGCUUCAGCCCGGACCCUGGUGCGAUCGCCCGCAGCCAGGGGCGAGGGAACGCCCGCUGAGCGCGGAGGGAGCUCGGCCUCCGACCCUACGCUGUGA